This is a messenger RNA of Neopelma chrysocephalum (saffron-crested tyrant-manakin), 3294 nucleotides long. It is a transcript of the gene AOAH, whose product is annotated as acyloxyacyl hydrolase. Lineage: Eukaryota; Metazoa; Chordata; Aves; Passeriformes; Pipridae. Gene Ontology annotation, biological process: lipopolysaccharide catabolic process; negative regulation of inflammatory response. Gene Ontology annotation, molecular function: calcium ion binding; acyloxyacyl hydrolase activity. The record is from RefSeq and is a predicted model, not a curated record.
AAACCCUGGUCUAAAAUCUUACACAAGCAGCCGGAGAGAUAUUUUUUUCUAGUCUGCGGAGGAGGGCAGAGGAGUAAUGGUGCAGGGGGGAAGGGUUUGUGGAGUUGGUUUCCUUUUUUUUCUUUUUGCAACACUAGUUAUUCAGGGGAGUGUCUUGCAUUAUUAAUGCUGAGUGGCUCCGGCAACUACUGCGGUUCAAGGUCGUUACUCAUCCGCUGCUACUGCAGGAGACACCGGAGCGCUGAGCCAGAGCUGUUCAUCCAACUCUAUUGGUCCUCCCAGGCCAGCAGGAUGAAGGGCCCUAGGCAAACAUUCCUUAAUUUAUUCUGCAUCCUCUGCCUCUUGCUUCUGCUGAAGGCUGCCUCUUCCUCCCCUCUACACCAUGAAAAUGAACUACCACCCCCUUCACUUCCCAUUGGGCUGUACAAAGGACAGACCUGCGUUGGAUGCGUGCUUGUGGUGUCUGUAAUUGAACAACUUGCACAAUGGCACAACAGCACAGUAAAGGCAGCCGUGGAGAGACUGUGCAACUACAUACCUGAAAAACUGCAAGGUUUCUGUUACUUCCUUGCUGAACUUUAUGGAUCACACAUAGCUGAACUCAUAGCCAGGGAAAUGAAUGCUGAUGUGGUUUGCCAUUCCUUGAAGCUGUGUAAACAGGAUCCAGGACAACCGCUUUGUCAUCUCUAUCCUCCUCCAAAGGUAGGACUGAGAACCGCAAUAAAAAAGGCAAGAAGAAUUAUGAAGACUUCGAAGGACCUGAAAAGCUUCAUGGGGUUCUCAAGUAUUUGUACAUUUCCUCUUCUGGCUAACCUGUGUGAGAAGAUGAAAUAUGUUAUAAGAAAUAAACUGCCUUUUGAAGAUUUUGAUGGAGAUAAAUUUAGUACUUUUCCAACAUUGAGGGGCUAUCACUGGAGAGGCAGAGACUGCAAUGACAAAAACAUCACCGUGUACCCUGGCAGACGUCCUGAUAACUGGGAUGUGAAAAGUGACUCUAACUGCAAUGGCAUAUGGGGUGUGGAUCCAAAAGAUGGAAUUCCCUAUGAGGAGAAAUUUUGCAAAGGUGCAGACUCACAAGGGGUCGUGCUGUUGGGAGACUCGGCCGGCGCUCACUUCCACAUCCCUCCCGAGUGGAUGACUGUCACGCAGAUGUCAGCGAAAUCAUUUGCUAAUCUUCCAAUGGCUUUCAGUGACGAGCUUGAUUGGCCCCAGUUCUCAGAGAUCACUGGAUUUCUGAAUUCCACCAUCGGAGGCUGGACAGACUCUCUGUAUCUACGUUUACGCAAGAGAAAUCGCUGUAAUCACAGAGACUUACAAAACAUUUCCCAAAAUGGUGGUUCUUCUGGAAACCUCCUCUAUUUAAUAAAAAGCUUGGCCAGAAACCAGCUGUUGGACAAUCCAGCCAUAGUUAUCUAUGCUACAAUUGGGAAUGAUGUCUGCAAUGGGAACCGUGACACACUAGCCCACAUGACUACACCCAAAGAAAUGCUCUCCAACGUGAUGCAAGCUCUGCGAUACCUGGACUCCCGUCUUCCAAAUGGCAGCCAUAUGAUUUUAACAGGCUUGGUAGAUGGUCGCUUCCUCUGGGAUAACCUGCAUGACAGAUACCAUCCUCUAGGGCAGCUGAACAGGGAUGUCACAUACAGUCAAAUUUAUUCUUUCCUUGACUGCCUCCAGGUGAGCCCCUGCAGCGGCUGGCUGACCCCCAAUGAGACCCUCAGGAAUUUGACCUCAGAGAGAGCGUUACAACUUUCCAACGUCCUGAAAGAAAUAGCGAGAUCUGAGAAAUUUGCCAACUUCGAUAUUUUCUACAUGGAUUUCCCACUGAGACAAACGGCUGAGGAGUGGCGCAAGAUGGGAGGUGAGCCCUGGCAGCUGAUUGAACCAGUCGAUGGCUUCCACCCCAGCCAGAUUGCUGCAGCCCUUGGAACAAGCAUUACCUGGCAGAAGGCACUACAGGAAUGGCCUGAAGUGCUUGGAAAGGAGAAUCCAUUCAAUGACCAGAUUGAAGCUAUAUUCAAAGAUCAAGGUGGACACUGACUUCCAAACUGCCAGAGCCAUAACGUGAUUUAUGGUGAUGCUUCCCAGUGCAUUCCACGAGUCAAGAUGAUUAAAGACACACACAAAAAAGAGGGGAGGGGAAGUUAUCAGAGCCAGUAGCAGUGGACAUAGCACAACAGCAUUCUUUUCAGUUUGUAUCUCACCUGCACAAGUAGGCUAUGCUUUUUCUGCGGAGCUACAAAAAUAAAAAUCAAAGGAUACCUGCUAGCUAGACCAUUUAUUGUACCAAUUUGCAAAUCCAUAAUUUUUUUUAUAUAGAUAGCAAACUUCUAGCCCUACCUCAUUUUUCCCCCCUGCAGAACAUUAUUACUUGGCUUUCCAUUUGUACUGUUUCAAUGGUUAAUCUGAUCCAAAAGGAGUGGGGGAAACCUCAAACUCAUUAUGUUACUAUAAAUUGCGUGUAUGUAAUUGCUCUGACUGUCAAUACAUUAUUUAGCUGCUAUUUGCUUAUUAAAACGUGCCAGGAAUAACAAGGCACUACAAUUUUUAUUUGCCUGGCAGCAUUAGCACAGGCUGACUGAGUACAGGUUCUCUUCCCCCCAUUAAUAAGAUACUAACUUGACAACGCUUCAUGUAUUGAAAACAGGUUGCUUUUUCAACCUGUAAUACAUCUUUGCUCUUUAUCUUCCUAUAACAAAUAAUAUGCCCAGUCCUAUGUCUUUUACAGGCAUGACCCAGGAACCACUGAAAAUACUGGGCAGCCCUUAGCUGCUGUACUUCAUAGAUAGACUUGAAUGUUGAGAAUUACUGUAUUUUUUCACCAGCUUAUCCAUGCUCUUAACAAAAUAAAUAAAUAUUUAAAAAUUAGAGACAGCUCUACCCUAUUCACAACCUUACUGAUGAUGGAGGGAUCAGACAGCAUAAAAUGGCAUUAAUUACAGGCAGAAAAAAUCUGGUAAACAGAAAGCUUUAACAUGACAUGACUAAACCCCACCCUAUUUGGCCAAAGCUCAGGUAGUCCUGCUCUGCUCUUUGUUCUGAGCAUAUCCCCUAUACAAGGCUGUCUCACCCAUAAGGUAGCUCUUAGGUUGUGGUCCAAAUCAAAGGAGAUGCCUGGCUGUAGGAGAAGUACCCGCUCAGCAUUUUGAAUAGGCAGAGGAUGAUUGGCUUAUAUUAUUUUGAUUGAAGCAUGUAUUAUUGCUUUGCUAGAUCCUAUUCCUUUUUUUAGAGCACAGUCAAUGCCACGUCUUUUAUUAAGAUAGCAGUAAUCCCAAAGGAAUUUUUAACACUUAA